Patella vulgata (common limpet) is the source of this 1487-nucleotide messenger RNA. Its product is annotated as heat shock protein 75 kDa, mitochondrial. Gene Ontology annotation, biological process: protein folding. The transcript is spliced from 12 exons. Gene Ontology annotation, molecular function: ATP-dependent protein folding chaperone; ATP binding; ATP hydrolysis activity. Lineage: Eukaryota; Metazoa; Mollusca; Gastropoda; Patellidae. The coding region runs from base 6 to 1487 and encodes 493 amino acids. Gene Ontology annotation, cellular component: mitochondrial inner membrane. The record is from RefSeq and is a predicted model, not a curated record.
GCAAGAUGGCAGCCUCCAUUAGGUCGUGUUUUCACAUCAACAAGAGAUAUUUAUCAGCUUUUAGUCAACAUUAUCGACAGCGGUCUUCUCUUGUGCCGAUAUACAGACUUUCUUGUCAUUCAUGGGCUAGACCAGUAGUCAUAGAAAGGAGAAAUGAGUGUAGUUUUGUUCCGAUAAAACGUGAUUUUAGUAUAACGUGCCGAUUAAGUAAUAAUGAACAAGCUACAGAAGAAACAGAAGAGGAAUAUCAUUCUAUUAUUAAAGAUGAUGAAAGACCUAAAGGGCCAUCUGAUGCACAUGAAUUUCAAGCUGAAACACGACAAUUACUGGAUAUUGUAGCUAAAUCUCUUUACUCAGAAAAAGAGGUUUUUAUUCGAGAGUUAAUCUCUAAUGCCAGUGAUGCCCUGGAGAAGUUGCGUUAUCUAGAAUUAACUGGAGCAGAUGUUUUAAGCAGCGACAUACCAUUAGAAAUUCACAUUAAAACUGAUGAUUCCAAGAAAACAUUUACAGUUCAGGAUACGGGUCUUGGACUAACAAAAGAAGAACUUAUAGAAAACCUAGGAACUAUUGCCAAGUCAGGCUCAAAGGCUUUCUUAGAACAGCUGAAAGGUAAUUCACCAGGCAAUGUAUCAAGUACUUUGAUUGGACAAUUUGGUGUUGGGUUUUAUUCAGCGUUUAUGGUAGGUGAUAAAGUGGAAGUAUUUACACAAAGUUAUAAACCUGAUGAACCAGCUUAUAGAUGGGCAUCAGAUGGGUCAGGAACAUAUGAAAUUAGUGAAGCUGAAGGUGUUAAAAGAGGUACAAAGAUUGUGGUACAUCUGAAAGGAGAUUGUUAUGACUUUUCAAAAGAAGAUAUCAUUCAAGGAAUUGUAAAGAAAUACAGUAAUUUUGUUGGUGUUCCCAUCUUUUUAAAUGGUAAACGAGCAAAUAUUAUACAGGCUUUAUGGAUGAAUGACCCUAAAGAUAUUACUGAUGAUAUGCAUGAAGAAUUUUAUCGUUUUAUCGCCAAUGCAUAUGAUAAACCUAGAUAUCACAUGCAUUAUAAAACAGAUGCACCAUUGAAUAUUCGAGCUUUGUUCUAUGUUCCUGAAUACAAACCUACCAUGUUUGAUUUAAGUCGUGAAAUAGAGAGUUCUGUGACAUUAUACAGUAGAAAAGUUAUGAUCACUCCAAAUGCAAACACAAUUUUACCAAAAUGGUUACGUUUUGUGAAAGGUGUUGUUGAUAGUGAAGAUAUACCAUUAAAUCUGAGUAGAGAAUUAUUACAAGACAGUGCUUUAAUCAGGAAAUUAAGACUAGUAUUAACAAACAGAAUUAUCAAGUUUUUUAUUGAUCAAGCUAAGAAAGAUAAUGAGAAAUAUAUGAAGUUUUAUGAAGAUUAUGGCUUGUUUUUUAGAGAAGGAAUUGUUACAACUACAGAACAAGAUCAAAGGGUAAUGCAUUCUUACAUAAACCUAACAACAUUGAGGAUGUUAAAAUUAAAUUGA